UGUUGUGAUUUCCACACCGAAGAAAGCUGUCACGUUUUUCCAGUACAUUCCCCGUUGCCGCCGUAUUUACAGGAAUUGUAUCUGAUAUUUCUGAUGUAAUACUGGUUGAUACGUGAUUGAGGUAGCCUUGUAACAAGUAACGAAAGUGGUCACACCAAGGAUGAUUCAAAUACUCCGCAACGCAUCGCAUUUACCCUUCAAACAAAUAACGCGUACGAUUCGACCUGUUACCUGCCUGGUCGGUAAUGUGGAGCAUAGAACAUACAGUUCAACUGUGUUUACCUCCCGGGCCGUUCCUGUGUUGUCCGCCACGGAUGGACGCCGGCAAUUUGUGCUGCGGGGCGGUUGGGCCGUGGGUUCGAGAAAUUUCUGCAGCAAAAAAGAUCCAAACCCCGACGAUCCCGUCGAACCUCCGGCAGAAUCGGUGAACUACACAAAUCAGCUGCCUGCAACUGUGGCGAUACCAGAAGUAUGGCCACACUUGCCCGUAAUAGCGACAAAACGAAACCCGGUUUUCCCGCGAUUCAUGAAAAUUUUGGAGGUUACCAAUCCGAUGUUAAUAGAUCUCAUAAGACGAAAGGUGAAGCUGAAUCAACCGUACAUUGGCAUUUUCCUGAAAAAAGACGACGACAAUCCAAACGAAGUGAUGGAAACAACAAAAGAGGUUUAUGAAAUUGGAACAUUUGCACAAAUUCAGGAAAUGCAAGACCUUGGAGAUCGACUGCGGUUAGUAGCAACAGCACAUCGACGCAUAAAAAUCGUAGGCCAACUGUACGAGGACCUGGAUGCACCGGCUGCCGGUAAAGAAAUGACCAUAAAAUAUCCGUACUUUAACACGCAAAUCGCCGUCUCGGUAGACGAACCGGAUGCGGAAAAGCGUCGUCGAAAGCACAAGCUUCGAAGCAAGCAGAUGCGCAAUUCUAACAACGACCACACAACCGAUGGUACACCACUGGAGGAGGCUCCAAAGCGCCGACUGCUGAAAGAGGGCGAGCAACAGCCUUUGCUUAUGGUGGAGGUGGAAAACGUUAAACAUGAAAGCUUCAAAAACACAGAGGAAGUUAAAGCGCUUACCCAGGAAGUGAUAAAGACGAUUCGAGACAUCAUUACUAUGAAUCCAUUAUACCGCGAGAGUCUUCAGCAGAUGCUUCACCAAAACCAAAGGGUUGUAGACAAUCCAGUCUAUCUGUGCGAUUUGGGUGCCUCACUGUCUGCAGCCGAACCAGCAGAGCUGCAGGAAAUAUUGGAAGAGAUGGAUAUACCUAAACGCUUGAUGCUUUCACUGUCAUUGUUGAAAAAAGAACUGGAACUUUCGAAGCUGCAGGCAAAGAUUGGACGAGAAGUGGAAGAAAAGGUGAAACAACAGCAUCGCAAAUACAUCCUUCAAGAGCAGUUAAAGGUCAUUAAAAAGGAGCUAGGCAUCGAAAAGGACGACAAGGACGCGAUCGGGGAAAAAUAUCGCGAGCGCAUAAAGGAAAAGGUGGUCCCAAAAGCAGUGGCGGAUGUUAUCGAGGAAGAGCUUACAAAAUUAAAUUUCCUGGAAAGCCACAGCUCUGAAUUUAAUGUGACUCGAAAUUAUUUAGAUUGGCUUACGACGCUACCGUGGGGUGUGAUGAGCGAGGAAAACUUAGACAUUGACCAAGCGAGCAAAAUUCUGGAUGAAGAUCACUAUGGCAUGGAUGACAUCAAGAAGCGGAUACUGGAGUUCAUAGCUGUUAGUCAGCUGAAGGGUACAACACAAGGCAAAAUCCUGUGUUUCCAUGGACCCCCGGGAGUGGGCAAAACCAGCAUAGCUCGAUCGAUUGCCAAAGCACUCAAUAGAGAGUAUUUCCGAUUCAGUGUUGGUGGAAUGACGGAUGUGGCUGAAAUUAAGGGUCAUCGACGUACGUACGUCGGGGCGAUGCCUGGGAAGUUAAUACAGUGCUUGAAAAAAACCAAGACAGAAAAUCCACUCGUUUUGAUCGACGAGGUUGAUAAGAUUGGAAGAGGAUACCAAGGCGAUCCCAGCUCUGCACUGUUGGAAUUGCUUGAUCCGGAGCAGAAUGUGAAUUUCCUUGACCAUUAUCUGGACGUGCCGGUCGACCUUUCAAAAGUGUUGUUCAUCUGCACGGCCAAUGUAAUCGAUACAAUUCCGGAACCGCUCCGUGAUCGUAUGGAAAUGAUCGACAUGUCGGGUUACGUGGCGGAAGAAAAGCUAGCCAUCGCUAAACAGUAUCUCAUUCCACAGGCAAAACGUGACAGCGGUGUUGAAGAUAAACACAUAUCGAUUACGGACGAUGCGCUACACGCGCUAAUCAAAAGCUACUGCCGUGAAUCGGGAGUGCGUAACCUACAAAAGCAGAUCGAAAAGAUAGUGCGCAAGGUGGCAUUUAAGGUCGUACGGAAAGAGGCCGAUUUCACGGAAGUGUCGGGUACGAAUCUCAGCGAUUUGUUGGGCAAACCGAUUUUCACCCAAGAUCGAAUGUACGAGUCUACACCGCCCGGCGUGGUUAUGGGACUUGCGUGGACAGCUAUGGGUGGCUCUGCGUUGUAUAUUGAAACAGCAAAGCGCAAAUUAUUGCAACCAAUGGACACCAAUGGUGAUUCUAAACAGGCGCCGGGCGAUGGUUCGCUGGAGCUCACCGGUCAUUUGGGAGACGUAAUGAAGGAAUCGGCCCGCAUUUCGCUUACAGUGGCAAGAAAUUUCAUCUCACAAAUCGAGCCCUCCAACAACUUUCUGGAAUCUAGUCACAUACACCUACACGUUCCCGAGGGAGCCACACCAAAGGAUGGGCCCAGUGCAGGUGUGACGAUUGUGACGGCCUUGCUUUCGCUGGCGAGGGGCCAACCGAUUCGCCAGAAUGUAGCAAUGACUGGGGAAGUUUCGCUCAUGGGCAAAGUGUUACCCGUCGGAGGAAUCAAGGAAAAAACUAUUGCUGCCAAGCGCAGCGGUGUCACCUGCAUUAUAUUGCCCGAGGAGAAUAAGAAAGACUUCACCGAUUUGCCCAAAUUCAUUACGGAGGGUUUGGAGGUACAUUUUGCCAGCACGUACGCCGAUGUAUACCGCAUUGUGUUCCCUGAGAGUUAGAUGUAAUAUUUCAUUGCUAAAGUGUUACUGAUAGUUCGUUAGUCUAUUGUAUAAGAGUCGCUUGGUGAUAGAAGUGCACAACUCGACAGAAUAAAUGAAUUCAUUGGUGAAGAAUCAGAA
Anopheles gambiae (African malaria mosquito) is the source of this 3187-nucleotide messenger RNA. RefSeq names its product lon protease homolog, mitochondrial (gene Lon). The record is from RefSeq and is a predicted model, not a curated record. Gene Ontology annotation, cellular component: mitochondrial matrix. Gene Ontology annotation, biological process: chaperone-mediated protein complex assembly; protein catabolic process; protein quality control for misfolded or incompletely synthesized proteins. The coding region runs from base 161 to 3067 and encodes 968 amino acids. The transcript has 8 exons. Gene Ontology annotation, molecular function: single-stranded DNA binding; serine-type endopeptidase activity; ATP binding. NCBI's taxonomy places the organism in Eukaryota, Metazoa, Arthropoda, Insecta, Diptera, Culicidae.